This is a messenger RNA of Puccinia graminis f. sp. tritici CRL 75-36-700-3, 612 nucleotides long. RefSeq lists its product as uncharacterized. NCBI's taxonomy places the organism in Eukaryota, Fungi, Basidiomycota, Pucciniomycetes, Pucciniales, Pucciniaceae. The coding region runs from base 1 to 612 and encodes 203 amino acids. The record is from RefSeq and is a predicted model, not a curated record. The transcript is spliced from 4 exons.
AUGAUCUCGGAUGGUAAGGAGGAAGCGAUUGCCUUUGAUGUCGGGGUCCAACGGGCCAAGCACGUCUGUCACCAAGAGGUCAAGGCGAACGAAACGCUUAAGGAAAUCCUUUACGACAGAGUCGGAGACGUGUCCCAGACGGCAAUGCCAGUCGUAGGAAGGGGAAGAGAGCUGAGGCGGAGAGGUAGCAGAAGCCGAUUUGAUGGAGUUGGAUAUGUGGUGCCAAGACGCGGGAAAGAUGAUCCAGGAAUGGUUAAUGUGACCACUGUGUGUUGCGGUCAUGGAGCCAUCAGAGGAAGCAAGAUUGAGUUUGAGUGGUGGACGGAGAUAAGAAAGGUUAGAAAAAAAAUGGAAAGAUCCGCUCACGUGGUGGGUCGCCCCAGAAUCCAAAACUGUGCCUGCGCCUCCAGCACCUGUCGCAUCCGCGGCCACCGUCGAUCUAACUGCCGCAUUAGAAUUUGUGCCAAUGGCUGGGUCGUUUGGGGGUGCUGUCUGGCGGGUGAAACCGGAAGCGGUGUGAGAACUCCUUUGGGAUGGAUGGCAGUCCUGCGAGGGGGAAAUAGCAGUUAUGAUAUUUCAGAAGUCUGGAAUCAGAUAAUGGAAAGAGUUUAA